Molecule: messenger RNA, 3239 nt
Organism: Serinus canaria (Common canary)
Lineage: Eukaryota; Metazoa; Chordata; Aves; Passeriformes; Fringillidae
Gene: LDLRAD1
Product: low density lipoprotein receptor class A domain containing 1
Exons: 6
Coding region: 1-705 (234 amino acids)
Molecular function (GO): protein binding
Source: RefSeq, a predicted model, not a curated record
AUGAACAAAACUCACCCCCAGAAAGGUGAAGUUUGUGUGGCUGUGGGAUUCUGUAAAUGCCUUUUAUCCCUUUCCUUCCAGAGAAACGGUGAUGUAGCUACUUUUGGUUCAACAGAGUCCUUCUCUGGAGAAAGAGGCUGCUGCCAUCCCUGUGGUGCCCGCUGCCACCCACGUGGUGCCCACCCUGGCUGCACACAGAGGCACCUCUGCAUCUCUGCCCUGGCACUGCUCGUCCUCACGGCCGCCGUGGCCUCGGCGGUGGCAGCCCUGGCACUCCUGCCACGGGCACCAGUGAACCGCCUCUGCACAGCCCCUAAUAACAGGACAGGCUUCUUGUGUGACGACAGAGUGACUUGUGUCCCAGCCAGCUGGGUCUGUGACAGAGUCAGCAACUGCAGGAACGGAGAGGAUGAGCAGGAGCAGCUCUGUGGUGACUUGCCCCAGAGCCUCCCAGGGUACCUGGUUUUCUACUGCAGCAACCCCAGAUCCUGGGUUUAUGCUGACCAGAGGUGUAACGGGAUGAACGACUGCGGGGACUGCUCUGACGAGACGUGGAGCUGGGCCGCCUGCCCCCCGUGUGGGCAGGAGUGGUGGAGCUGCAGCCCCGUGCACUUCGAGUUCUGCUCCUGCAUCCCCCGGAGGCUGUGCCGGGACGGCAUCCAGCACUGCCAGGGCUGGUCCGACGAGUUCCUCUGCCCAGCCUGAAUCCUGGUGCCCACACGUCACCCUGGAGCCUCGGGGUCCUGCCCUGCCACCUGCUUGGGAAGCUCCAGCCAAGCAAAUCCUCCUCUCAGCACAGUGACACCGAGCAGGGCCUGUGGCAGCCCUGGGCUGGACACCGGCUGUGGGACAGCUGCCAGGAGUCUGUGCCAUGGCAAGGGGACACUUCCUUUGGUGCUGGGCUGGAGAGGCAUCACCAGGCAUGGCUGGCACAGCCCUGGGCCAGGGCUUCCUCCUCUCUGGACAUCCUGGGGCAGGUGGCCACCCUGAGAGCUGCCCGAGCAGCAGGAGCUGGCUGGGGUGGGGUGAACGCACCUCCAGAGUCCUGAUCUCCACUGGCAGCUUCUGUUUGUCUUCAGGACACGUCUGCAGGUGGCUUCAGCAGUGACUCUGAGGGCUGACACUCCUGGGACACUUCCUUGGGAAUGCUGUGCUGGGGUGACACCUGGGGAGCUGCUGCUCAGGCCACCUCCUGCUCUCUUCUCAAACCAUGAAGGCCAACACAGGGAGUGUAAUGGCAUGGAAAACUGGAGAAGUUUCAGGGUUUGGGGGGAUAAAUCAUGUCCCUGUGACAGAGUAGCUGUGCCUGGGAGCUGGGGCAGGGAAGCAGCAGGUAAAUAACCUGCUCUUCACUCAGGGCUGUGCAGUUUUGCAGCAGCAGCAGGCUGAGAACAGCCAUGGAGCUGGGAUGGGUCUCACUGAAGCUGGCAAAGAAAGGAGGAAAAGGAAGUGUCAGCCUUGGAGCAGAGAGCAGCAGAAAAUUGAGUGCUGCUCCCAGGGUGGUGUGGGAUGACACUGGAUCCGUUUCCUGCUUGUUUUGUUCCUCUGCCAGCAGGGCACAGUCGGGCAGCCAAGCCUUCCAAGCAGUCCUCAGGAUGUAGGUAUGGACAUGACACUGAAAUUUAAGAAAGAUGAGGUUUUCUCUGCUCCUUUGAAAAUAUCAUCUGUGUCUAAAACAUUGAGGAAACCCCCACAUUUACAGUGAGUACUCUUACUUUUCUAGGCCCAAAAAAAUCCCAUGAGGUGAUCUUGUUCCCAUUGCCACCUCAGGUCAUAGAUAUUUAAAAAUAAACUCCUGUUCACUCUGUUCUUCUCAGUCCUGUGAUCUGCAGCUCUGCCUGUCACUGUAACUCAGAUCAAUGGUGAAUGUUACUUCUAAUUUGUCACUGGGAUACAGCUGGAAAUCUGAGAGAACUUUUUAUAAAUAGCUUUACAGUAUUGUGACUCACACUCUGCCUGCAAUGAGAUGGCAAAACUCUGCAUGGGGGAAUGUUAAAGCUGCUUUUACUCACCUGUCUCUCUCCAGGCCUGGCCAGGGUGCACAGCUUGUUUUCUCUGUGCCUGUAAAAUGUCAUCCCAGUGCAGUAAGGAUUGAACUAAUCAGCUGUUAAAAAAUCCAUAAAAUAUAGGAACCCUCAUGCUCAGCACAGGGCCCAGGUAAGGGGUUUGGUAAAAUUAGGACUGGUAAAAAAAUGUGCAUCUCUCCAUGGUCAGAUCAGCAUGUCUCCAAUGGUGGAAGGGGUGGCCAAAAAUUCCAUGGUGGCAAUUGCACCAGAAGCAGCUUGAGGGGGAAGAUUGCACAUCUUCCUCCCCACUGAGCCACUGUUUUGAGUCCCAAUUUGUGCCAUAGUUUGUCUCAGCAGAGAGCUGAUGUAGUUGUCAGGGUAAGGUAUUAAUAGCCUUGAGUUUCUGGGAAAAGAAAUUAGGAUUUCAGUGCAAAUGUGCCUGUUUUGUUUGUGUGUAGUCCUUUUUUGAGGAAAAUUCAGCAGUAAGAAGACAAAGGGGUUUUGUUCUUUAUACAUUUCUGAGCUGAAGUUCAAUUUCUUGGCCUCUUCAUGGUUUCCAAGGAUGUGCUGCUUUUCUUGGUGAUGAAUUAUUAUAGCCAACAGUGUAAAAGGAAGAUGAUACCCUCUGAAGAAGCACUGGUAGGAGAAACCUGGAGAAAAUCCUUGGCCUCAUGAGGCCCGAGAGGACAAUGACGAGCACUGAGCACAUCAGCCAGUUGUGAUGGAAACACUCAGGGCAGGAAUUCAGUGUUUGUUACCUGCAGCAUUACAGCUGCACAGACCAACACAGAACAGGUCUGAGUGUCCAGGUAAUUUACAGCUGAUCUGCAUAAUUAAUAUUUGAAUUAUAAAUGUCCCUCAGUGUUUUCAGAUGGAGAAGCACAGUUAGUGUAGUGCAGGCACACUGAAAAUGGGUUUUAAACCACAGAAUGAUCUCCAAUGCAGUGAAUUUGCUUGUAAGGGAGAACAAAUUACAACUGCAGAGGAUAAUCUCUACAGCAACCUCAUUCCAGCUCUCAUUUCCAGGGCUAAAAUGAGAAAGAAAAGGGGAAUUGUGUUCCACUUUGUGCUUCUGCAAUGGCUGUUGCUGAGGUGUUACUGCCUCUGCCUCCCUUCCCAGAGGUCUGUGCUUAUCCUUUGUGCUCCCUCCCUCUGCACAGCCCCAUCAGCACAGCCUGGUGCUUUCAGGCUGAAGUUUCUGUUCUAGCAGCACUGUAAACAUCCCAUGGCACU